UAUUGAACAUGUACCGUUACCUCUGAGACCACGUUACGUGUUUUCGUGUGCACCAAUUAAUAGGAAAAUGCCAUUUGUUUGUACAAUGUUUUUGAAGGUUAGUUCUUUUGUUGAUCCUCCACUUAUACUACUCAUCAUAGGAUUAUCAACUCAUCUUACCGCCAACUUUGAGAAUUGAGAUUAUUGAUUGAUGUACAAGAAAAGGUUUUUGUACGAUCUGUUCAUGAAGAGUAUUAUCCUUUUCUGAAAACAAGGCGGCUCGGCAGAAUGUUUAUCACAUUUGAACGAAAAGUGAUAGAGACAUACGAUUUUCACCGUUGGAUAGAGAACAUCGGGGGACGUAAGCGUAUGCAGAAACUAGACUUCCAUGCAAAGUUUACCAUGGUUAGAUUCGGUAAUCUACUCAGCUGCCUUUCUUUUUUAAAACGGUAAUAGGUGUUUAUAUUUUAUCAUGUUUUUGAAUAAUGCAUAUCACAAAAAGAAAAUAAAUACAUAGCAAAAAGCAAAACCGAUAUUAAUAUGCAAAAUUUUUUCUGCAGGAACACAAAUACUGACCAACUUGUAUAUUUGAAAUGAACAAAUACAUACAUACUGCAUUGGAAUUUAAACAAAAGAACAAGUCACGCACAUGACCUUUAUUGAAAGCGAAUUUCGAAAACGUGUAUAUACGGGUUUGUUCUCAAAAGGUUAACGACAGAAGGCUCAGUACCGUUUGGGUGGCAUAGUGAACGAAUUAAAGAAUUUUGAAAAGAUUUUUAUUGUAGAAUUCUUCAUUUCUCAUGAAACUGCUUCGACUAACUGAGAAAUCAUCUCAUUCACACUCAUUUUCUUUACAUCCUCUUCCCAUGAAUUCCACAAAUGAGAGCAGAGACCUUCUACAUAUCUACUCUUAGACAACAAAAUAGUACAUCUACUCCCUAAUGUAGUAUGCAAAGUAAUUUAUUUGAAUGAGUAAAACUUUUUUAUGUAUUUCUUUACGCUGGCAUUUUUUCAAAAUUCUUCAAGUAUAAUGGUUAGUAUUGAAAUUUGCUUGACGGUACUGGUCAAUUAAAGCAUAUAUCUAAGGUUAAAUGAACAAGUGUAAUUUGAUAAAAGUAGCGAGAGAAUCUAUUGAUGUUGUGUAUAAGUUACUUUGUUUAUGUUUGUGAAAAUCUCUAGGUCAUGUUAGACGGACGUUUAUUCACCGUCAUCGUGUUCAACCCGCUUUUUUACAAAAGUCUCAUCGUCAAACACCACCAGUAACACCAAAAACCAUUAACGCAAACACAAAUAAUAAUAAUAAUAAUAAUAAUAAUAAUAAUAAUAAUAAUAAUAAUAAUCGUUUAAAAAACAUAAUGCUUGAUCGAAAACGACAAGAGGUAGAAAAUUAUGUUUACAAAAAACUUGAACAAUAUACGUUAAAAUCACGUUUAUGGCAAAUAAAAAAUUCCCAUCAUAUCAAACGACGUUUAUUAGAGAAAGCUCAUCGUUUAUCUGAAGAUCACUCUAUAUCCGAAGAUAUCAUUGAACAAUGGAUAAAUCAAAUUAUUAUUCGUUUCGAUCAAUAUAUACAACAAAUUAAAGCAUUAUUAUCAUCAAAAUAUUACCAAAAUAGUGAUAAUAACAAUACCAAUGAUCACAUCGAAUUAUUUCAAAAACAAUUAAAAGCAAGUAAAUGGCGUACAAUGCAAAUUCAACGAGCAAAACAAUUACGAUUAGGUGGUAGUGAGGAUAAUGAUGAAUUAUUAAAACAAUAUUAUAAAUAUGUUAACGAAACUUUAACACCGAAAAAAAAUGAAACAUCAAUUUCAAAAAUUAGAAAAGAACCAUUUGACUUAAAUGUUGAAUAUGCACAAGCAGAAGCAAACGGAAAUGAAUAUUUAAAAAAAUUAUUAAACAAUUAUAAACAACGUUCAAAACCAGAUUUGGAUUUAUUAGAAGAAAUGAUUGAAUUAGGUUUAGAUCAAAUGCAAUCUCGUCCGUCUAAUUCUGAAAUUCAAGCUGCUGUUAAUCAUGACAGUCAUAUAUUGACAAAACUAUCAAUAAUUUAUAAAACAAAACAAGCAUAUGAACUAAAUUUAAAAAAUACGGCUGAUGAUUUUAUGUUAUUACGUUUUGGAAAACAAUUUGGAGAUAAUAAAACACGAGAAAUAAAUGAAAAUUUUACUCAUAUGAUUCAUCUGUAUAUUAAAUCUGUUGCAUUAAUAUAUUACUAUAUUCAUACAAGUGAAGAUAAUUUAACAUCGUCUAAUAUUAGUGAUUUAUUUUUUAUUCAAAAAAUACAAAAAAUCAACAUGAAUGCGAUAUUUUCACCCGAUACAAAUAUCGAUCAAUGGACAUGGUUAUUUGAAAAAUGGAAUGAGGCUUUAAGAAUAUUUCCAAUUUAUUUAACAGAAGUUGGUGCAUUUACUCGUCUGUUACGUACAACUAUUGGUAUUGGUAUUGCUCGUUUGUAUAAUUUUGCUGAAAAAAUGACAGAUAACACUACUAUCUUAUCACAAACCGAAAUAGACACGAAAGUAUUUCAAGCAUUACAAAUGGGCUAUUAUUUUGGUAUUGCUUAUGCUUGUGUUGAUAGUUUACAAGAUGAAAUUAAAAAUACUGACAUAUUAAAACAGUAUCAAUCAAUCUUAGAAAAUACUACAGAUAGUCAACAAGAAACAAUACAAGAUGUUGUUGAUAAAUGGUUACUUAUAAUGGAAAAAUUUUUAUGUGGAGAAGAUUAUGAUCGAACUAAAAUACCGAAAACAACAAUGACACCGUUUCUUUUAGAAACGUUUGAUUGUCUACUAGAAUUGACACAUGUAAACAAUGUUACAUUAGAUACAUUCAAUGAUCUAGCAUUACUAUUAAGAUCACAACGAUCGGAUAAAAAAGAAACAGCAGGACAGGUAUAUUCGGAUCAACAACUGUUUUUAGGUGCUGUUAUGAAGUCUCAUUUUACGUACACAUGUACCACACACAUGGCUGAUGUCAAAUCAGCCAGAGAAGAAAGUGAACGCCUAUGGUUAAUGCCAUUUCUUGGUCAAUUAACAGAUGAUUGCCGUGAUUUUUAUGAUGAUUUAAAGUCAAAAUCUGUAACAUCCUUCACGCAUUAUGCUGAAUUGAUACGUUGUGGAAAAUCAAUAGCGACAACUACUACAGUACAAAAUCCAUUUUAUGCUUUUUUAUACUUAUGUGAAGACUUAUAUACCACCAGUAACAAAGAGCUUACAAUGGGCGCAUUUCUGGGUCGACGUAUCCUGCGUACCUUGCGUUCAAUUGAAUUGAGUACAGGAGAAAGUUCAUUACACGAAUUUUUACAUAUUUUCUGUUAUGAUAACAGUGAAUUAGAAAACUACUGUUGGUCACAUUUAAGAACAAAAUUUUCCAAUGUUACUGAUCCGGAAAAAUCAUUUUUUCGUUCUAUCAAUAAGUAUAGUGUUAAAUAUGCACGUACAAAUCGAAAACUUGAAACAUAUAUUAGUGAUCAUUUGAAACAAAUUGAAGAUAAUUUAAACAUUCACUCGUUUCGUGAAACAAAUAUCAAUCAAGUAAAAACAUGUACACAUGAUGAAAAUUUACUUAUUACUGCAAUGAAUUACAGCUUGAAGGCAGGUGGCAAGCGAUUGCGUCCUCUAUUAAUGUUCAUGGCGGCCGAUCAAUAUAAUAUUGACGUAACGAAAAUAUUACCUCUGGCAUGUGGUAUUGAAUAUCUCCAUACGUCGAGUCUCAUCUUAGAUGAUCUUCCUGCUCAAGACAACAGUGAUCUAAGACGUGGACGACCUACAUUGCACAAAACAGUAAUUGAUGAUGAUAUUCCAAACACAUUAUGUGAAGGACGUGCACAAUUGGCUGCUGUUGACCUCAUUGCUUUCAGUAUGAGUCUGGUUAAUCAUGAUUUAGUUAAAAAUGGUUUUCCUGCUGAUAGAGUUAAUCGAGUUGUUAGUGAAAUAUCACUAUCAAUGCAUGAACUAUGCGUUGGACAAAUGAUGGAUUUAAGGGCAGCACGUGUCGGCUUAAUAUCAACAACAACAACAGUCAAUGCUGACGACAAUAGUGCUAUGCUCGAGGAACUAGAUCGAAUUGCUUGGUUAAAAACGGGUAAAGCUAUUGAAGUUGUAUUAAUUACACCGGCUAUACUCGCAUCUAAAAAUACAAGUGAGGACGAACUACAACGCAUUAGAGAUUUAGGACGUUUAUUAGGAAUCUUGUUCCAAAUGAAAGAUGAUGUCUUAGAUAUUGAGGGUGAAGAUAUUGGUAAACCACAACAACUCGAUGAAAGAAAUAAUACAGUGACGUAUGUGUCAAUAUUAGGUGUUGAUGGUGUAAAACGACGUUUAAUAGAAUUUAAGCGUGAAACUAUUUCACUUUUGAACUCAUUAUGGCCUAGUGCUGGCACGGUAAAAGAUGUGGUAGAUCUUAUUGUAAAUAGAAAAAAAUAA
This is a messenger RNA of Didymodactylos carnosus, 4403 nucleotides long. NCBI's taxonomy places the organism in Eukaryota, Metazoa, Rotifera, Eurotatoria, Philodinida, Philodinidae. The record is from the annotation of a GenBank genome assembly.